AUGGUAGCCGACAGCAGUACAUUUUUAUUGACCGUCAACUUCAAGCCGGGCGUGUUACGCCACGCGCUAGCUCUCCACUCAAUUAAAGACGACAGCGGGACGUUGCCGCGGUUAAUGUCAGAGGUGGUGAUGGCAUCCCACGACCUCGCUCACCCCGCGACCCUGACCUCCGACCUCCGACCUCUGACAUCCAACAGCCAACCAGACCUCGCCCCCACAAAAUAUAUUCAUGCACAUCCAACGUAUCGAUGGAUCGUUAAAUAA
Messenger RNA from Danaus chrysippus (African queen), 264 nucleotides. The record is from the annotation of a GenBank genome assembly. Lineage: Eukaryota; Metazoa; Arthropoda; Insecta; Lepidoptera; Nymphalidae.